ACGUGAUAGAGUUUGUUUAUACCGCUCAGAAAAUUUUAAUCUCUUAAUUUACAUAGAAUCAUAGAUAUUUGUAAGUAUGGAGGAAAUUUCUGCAUUUGCUGCAUAUAACUUAAAUAAAUCUAAGUCAAAAAAUAAGUCUAAAAAGAAAUCUAAUUCAUCAAAAUUUGAAAAUGGCUUGAAUAAUAGCAAUAAAGAUAAAAGCAACAAAAAAGCUAAAGAAGCAGAAAAACAAGCGAUGAUCAAUCAAAUCUUAGAGCAGCAUUUCAAAAAAAAACAUGGAAAAUCUAAUAAAAGAAAGAAAAACUUAAGCCUGGAAAAAGAGGAAGAUCAAGAACGAAAAAAGACGAAGUUUACUACUUCGACUCCUCGCGAUACCCUUGUAAGGAAAAAGAAAACUAUUCCAAAAAGGAGUGUCGAACUUAAAAAAUCUAGUGAAAAAGUUUGUGUUUCCGAACCAUCUUCAACUUCGAUGUCCGAUAAAGAUAACGAAGAGGUAUUUCAACUUUCAUCAAAUAAGCUCAAAAAUUGUGGCGUUAGUUUCAAUAAUGAGAGUGAAACUAUUGUAAGAAAUGAAAGAAAUAAUUGUACUAAGUUUGGAAUUCAAAAUGAGAAAAUUACAUCAGAAACUCCAAAGAACAACAGCAUCAAGGAUGGCGAAACUGUGCUGAAAUGGUUGUUAAAUGGCAUUGAUGUAACAACAUUUUUCGCUAAAUAUUGGGAAAAGACACCUUGCUUAAUUAAACGCAAAAAUGAGACCAAAUAUUAUUCAAAAUUGUUGUCUUUUGAAAUGAUAGAUAGAAUGCUUAUAGAAAAUCAUGUUGAAUUCACGAAAAAUAUUGACGUUACAAAAUAUGAGAACGGUAUUAGGGAAACUUUGAAUCCCGAAGGUAGAGCGUUGCCUGGAGCUGUAUGGGAAAAAUAUGCUGACGGCUGUAGUAUUAGAUUACUUAAUCCUCAAACUUUUCUUUCAUCUAUUUUCAGCAUUAAUUCAACUUUGCAAGAAUAUUUUCACUGCAUGGUUGGAGCAAACGUUUAUUUAACACCACCGAAUAGUCAAGGAUUUGCGCCUCAUUAUGAUGAUAUUGAAGCUUUUGUUAUCCAAAUAGAAGGAAAAAAAGAAUGGAAACUAUAUAACCCAAGAAGUAAGGAUGAAGAGCUUCCAAGAUUCUCAUCUCACAAUUUUAAUCAAGAUGAGAUUGGAAAACCAAUUUUGGAAGAAACUUUGGAAGCAGGAAAUGUUUUAUAUUUCCCUAGAGGUACAAUACAUCAAGCUAAUACAGUACCUGGUUUUCACUCUUUGCACAUUACUUUAAGUGUAUAUCAGAAGCAGUCAUAUGCAGAUCUUUUUGAAAAGUUAUUUCCUAUGAUUUUAGAAGAGGCAAUUAAAAAAGAUAUUGAAAUUAGACGAGGAUUGCCAUUGCAUAUUUGGAAUAAUAUGGGAACAGUUUACGCUGACACUCAGUCAAACGAACGAGAAGAAGUUUUAAGACAUGUUCGUGAUUGCAUGAAGCGAGCAAUUGCAGAAAUUCCUAUUGACAAUGCUGUUGAUCAAUUAGCUAAAAAGUUUCAGCAUGAAGCUUUACCACCAGAAAUUAAGGCUUCUGAAAAGUGUAGAACUAUUUUCGGUGAUAAAAAUUAUUUAAAUGAAAAUGGUGAAGUAAUGAGUAACAUAGAAAUAACUUUGCAAAAUAGAAUAAGGAUAUUAAGAGCACAUAUAUUAAGAUUAGUUGAAGAACAGGAUGCUUUAAGAAUUUAUUUUUAUACAAACAACUCGAAACAAUACAAGGAAUUUGAACCAAAUUUUAUUGAAAUUGAACCAGAAUGUGCUGAUGCUAUAGAAAUUUUAAUAAAAUGUUAUCCAGGCUACGUUUAUAUUUCAGAUUUACCACUGAAAGAUGACGAAGUAAAAUUAUCAUUUUGUCAAGCAUUAUUUGACAAUGGCUUAAUAAUGUUACAUGAUAUUCCUCAAGAAUAGUAACUUGUUUGCGUUAAUAAUGUUUUAGAGUUUAAGAGUAAGAAAAUUCUUUUUACAUAAAAAAUUACGAGUACAUGUUGAAAUGUAUUUGAAUUGAUUUUUAUCAAAAUUGGGAAAUACAUACAUUUUAUUGUACAGAAAUAUGAAACUGUAUUUGUAAGUAGUAAACACUUGUGUUAAGAAAGUUUUACAUAAAAUUUUUUAAGAAAUUAUAUUUCUUCAUAAGAUCAUUACGUUUUAGUUAUAAAAUAAAUAAUAAAGUUGUGUAAAAGCCAA
Messenger RNA from Condylostylus longicornis, 2251 nucleotides. It is a transcript of the gene NO66, whose product is annotated as bifunctional lysine-specific demethylase and histidyl-hydroxylase NO66. Gene Ontology annotation, cellular component: nucleolus. The record is from RefSeq and is a predicted model, not a curated record. Gene Ontology annotation, molecular function: histone H3K4 demethylase activity; histone H3K36 demethylase activity. The coding region runs from base 77 to 1975 and encodes 632 amino acids. The transcript has 4 exons. Lineage: Eukaryota; Metazoa; Arthropoda; Insecta; Diptera; Dolichopodidae.